This is a messenger RNA of Drosophila novamexicana, 813 nucleotides long. Its product is annotated as guanine nucleotide-binding protein subunit gamma-1. The coding region runs from base 153 to 356 and encodes 67 amino acids. Gene Ontology annotation, cellular component: heterotrimeric G-protein complex. Gene Ontology annotation, biological process: G protein-coupled receptor signaling pathway. The transcript has 2 exons. The record is from RefSeq and is a predicted model, not a curated record. Lineage: Eukaryota; Metazoa; Arthropoda; Insecta; Diptera; Drosophilidae. Gene Ontology annotation, molecular function: G-protein beta-subunit binding.
UUGUAUCGCAUCAAACACUAUUGAUUUUUCGUCGAAUCAAGAGCUCGAGCCUGUGCCUAAAAUCAGCUUUUAAAGCUAAACGUUACUCGCUAGCAUCAAAUUUAUUGUUGACGUUCACCAUAGGUCUUGCCGAGACUGCCGUUCUGGAUAUUAUGGCUGCUAAUUUGCAACAGCAGCGCACCAUCAAUGAGCAACUGCGUCGGGAGGCGGGGAUACCCCGCAUCCAGGUCUCUGAGGCAUGUAAUGCCAUGAUGAAGUAUAUGAUAGAUCACGAAUCGGAUGAUUGUCUGCUGAGCGGUUUUACCAGUCAGAAGGUGAAUCCGUUUCGCGAGAAGAAUUCGUGCAGCAUUUUAUAAGCUCAAUUUUGAAUAGGUACACAAGUUCCUAGCAGUAUUCAUAAUAUGUAGACAUAAAUAUUGUUUACGUUUUCGCGGCGAACUCUAAUAGACUAGAACAACAACAACAACAGCAAAAUCUAUAAAUGCAUGCAUAUGUGUGUAAUCUUUGAUGUUUCUUGUAAAUGUAUGCUGACCUCAAUUAUGUCUAUAAACUGAACAUAUACAUAAAUAUUGUAGAGAAAUAUUUAUUUAUGUGUGCACCAAAAAAAAAAGGCCAAAAAAAGAAAAUCAACUCGAACCGUCUUUAACAUACAUAUGUAUACAUACCAUGUAUUUUGCUAAUCCUAUAGCUCUUUUUUGGAGAACGGCAUAUUCGCAUAUAUAUAUACAUACGCAAUAAUACAUAUAAUAUACAUAUAUACUAGCAAUUUUCAAUAAAUGUAUGACCCCAACUAAACAUGUUUCCUAUUGAGAU